Messenger RNA from Prosopis cineraria, 1488 nucleotides. Its product is annotated as gamma carbonic anhydrase 1, mitochondrial-like. NCBI's taxonomy places the organism in Eukaryota, Viridiplantae, Streptophyta, Magnoliopsida, Fabales, Fabaceae. Bases 236 to 1024 code for a protein of 262 amino acids. The record is from RefSeq and is a predicted model, not a curated record. The transcript has 5 exons.
GCUGCUCAUUCCUGCGAAGUGGAGAGCAGCAAGGGAGAUAGGUGUGAAGAAGAGCUUCGUCUUGUGUCUAGUGCUCUCUCCCGCUCCCACUGUCUGGGCGACAUUUUCGAUUCUCUACCAUUUUCUCUGUUGAUGUUUUUGUUGCUCAAUGCUUUGGUUUCUCAACUGAUGCUCAACUCCUCAAAUCCCUAAACUGAUCAGAAUUUAAUCUGGGCUGGAAUCCGAGGACAGGAAGAUGGCAACCUUGGGUAAAGCGUUCUACACUGUCGGAUUCUGGAUCCGCGAGACGGGCCAGGCCCUUGAUCGCCUUGGCUCCCGUCUUCAGGGAAACUAUUACUUCCAAGAACAGCUGUCCAGGCAUCGAACUCUCAUGAAUGUAUUUGACAAAGCUCCUGUGGUUGACAAGGAAGCAUUUGUAGCCCCCAAUGCAUCCAUUAUUGGCGAUGUUCAGGUUGGGCGUGGUUCUUCCAUUUGGUAUGGAUGUGUCCUGAGAGGUGAUGCUAACAGCAUUAGUAUUGGAUGCGGAACCAAUAUACAGGACAAUUCUCUUGUCCAUGUGGCAAAGUCAAAUUUGAGUGGGAAGGUUUUACCAACUAUCAUUGGAGAUAAUGUCACUGUAGGUCAUAGCGCUGUGUUACAUGGAUGUACUGUUGAGGAUGAGGCAUUUAUUGGCAUGGGUGCAACCUUGCUUGAUGGUGUCUAUGUUGAGAAGCAUGCCAUGGUUGCUGCUGGAGCUCUUGUCAGGCAGAACACAAAGAUCCCUUAUGGGGAGGUUUGGGGAGGUAAUCCAGCCAGGUUCUUGAGAAAGCUAACAGAAAAUGAAAUGGCCUUCUUUGCUCAGUCAGCUUUAAAUUAUGCCAGUUUGGCUCACGCUCAUGCUGCUGAGAACGCAAAACCAUUGGAUGCGGCUGAAUUUGAGAAGGUUGUCCGCAAGAAGUUUGCCCGAGGUGAGGAGGACUAUGAUUCAAUGCUAGGGGGCGUUAGGGAAACUCCAUCAGAGCUUCCUCCUCCAAAGGCCUCUUAAAUCUUCCGUUAGGGAUUUCUUUGAGAUUUGCUGUGAGUGGAUCUCUGUAAUUUGCAACUAGUGGAGAGCAGCUGCUUUUGUUUUCAAUAAUCGUGGGCUGUUGCUGAUGUCACAAAUAUCCUACUAUGAUGCAAAUAUUUGAUCCGUGGCUAUGCUCAGUUUAUACCGUCAAUUUAGAAAUAUUGCUUGAUCGAUAACAAACAACAACAGUGGAAUCUAGAUAUGAUUUCAGGCAUCUGCGGACAAAUCUGCAAAUCUCCAAUUCUCAGUUGUUUUGAAAUGUAUUUACUCUUCUGAUAAGGUUUCUUUGCUGGUUGCUCGGACAAAGAGACUUGUCAGUAGAUGGAGUCAUUUGACAUUGCUGUUCUGUUUUCUUUCUUGCAGCGUCGUAGUUUCACUUGUUAAAGCGAUACGGCUAAUGCAUCAAUUGGUGAAUAACAAUUCUGCUAUUUUUUUUGUGAGAA